This is a messenger RNA of Phasianus colchicus (ring-necked pheasant), 2479 nucleotides long. The record is from RefSeq and is a predicted model, not a curated record. NCBI's taxonomy places the organism in Eukaryota, Metazoa, Chordata, Aves, Galliformes, Phasianidae.
GCGUGUGGGUUCGUGCGUACGGCCCGUUCGCGCUGCCCGUGAGGGAAGCGGAGAGCUCGGGCUGAAUCCCGCUCCUAUCGUCCCGCCCGGCGCGGGGCCUCAUCCGUACCUCCGGCAGGAGGCGAGGUUUCCGGCGGCCCCGCGGAGGGUGGCUGCGCGGCCAGAAAGACCAGGGGUGGGGGAAGCGCCUUUCCUUCUGCGGGGCCUUACGGGAGCGCCCUGUGUGCAUUCGUUGUCGGUUAAAAGAUGAGAACCGAAGCAGGCACGAGGGUUUCCUUAGCAAAAGUGCCCUGCGGGCCGCUGCUGUCACCCCCUCGUAACCCAGAGGGGCGGCGGGGCCGUUCCGUACCGGGACUGACGUGCCUUGUAAGGAUCCUGGGGUGUUACGUGGAAGAUGAGGGGAUACAAAGUAGAAUGACAGUCAAUAAAAAGCGAAAACAGGUUCAUGAAGAAACUGCACAGAAAAAGAAAAAAGUGAGAAGCAGUGGGAGCCAGACUGUCAUUAAAACUGAGAAAAGAAUUCAGGCUGUUACUGAAGUAGAGGAUGAUGACUGGUUUGAGACAAAAACAAAGGUAAGGAAGAAGGAAAAUGUCAAAGAAGAUGAAUGUUCAGACCAAUUAAAUCUGAAGAAGAAGAAAAAAAAGAAGAGGAAGGUUCGCUUUGAAUUACCAAAAGAAGCAUGUUCAGAAGACUUUUUGUAUGUACAAGGUCAUCAGGAUUUAGAACAAGAAUCAGAGGUAAAAUGUUCUAAAGGUAAAGUGUUCAAAAAGAAGAGAAAAAAAGACCGAUAUCAUGCCUCUUUAUCACUGGAGAGUGAACAAAAUAGUGACAUGGGGCUUUCAAAUCAUUAUUCAGAUGAUAUGCAGGAAAAUAAAUUUGCAUUUGCAAAAAGCGGAAGAAAUAACACUUUGAAUUUGAAAUUGGAUGGUGAAGUAGCUAAGAAAAAAAAGAAGAAAGACACCUUUUCUUUAGCAUUAGGAGACAUCCAGGACAGUGAAUAUAAACAGUCUCAAAAAGAUUGCAGAGAAACAAAUGUGCAUCCUUCAGAAGGAAGAUCUAUUACUGGUGACAGACAUGGAACAGAUACUAUCCAUAACGAUGGGAAGGGUUGUAUGAGAAGAAAGAAGAGGAAGAAAAAGAAAUCUGACUCCUUUUUGCCACUAGCAGGUAAUCAGAACAUCUCUACAGUUUGUUAUAGUUCCAUUGCAUUAAGUGGCUUUGGAGAAAGUCACAGGAAAGAAAUUAGAUUGACAGAUAAGGAGGAAAAGGACGCUACUGAGAACCCAGAAAGUGUCAGAGAGAUGAAGAAGAAGAAGAAGAAAAAAAGCAAAGAUGUUUCCUCCUUAAAGUGUAAAGAUCAUCAGUGCUACAGACAGAGAGUUCUUGAUGAGCAUCUCCCUACAUUGCAAGAAGUUGAGUCUGAGGAGGAAGAGCUGUCUGGGAGAAAAAUCUCGAAGAAAAGCAAGAAUAAUAAUGAAGCAACCAAGAAGAAAAAGAAAAGGAAGAUUAAAAAAGAUAAGGAAACAACUUUUGAAAAAGACCGUGCACCUAAAAGCCAAAAAAUAACACCCCUAGAAAGCAACAAAAACAACAAAGAGAGAAAAAUGAAGCCAGCUGAAUGUGUCACAAGGGACACUGCAGGUGAUAGGAUGUUAUGCAAUUCUAAUCAUAUGCUCUGUGACAAAAAAAGGAAAACAGUACCAGAGGAUUCUGCUGAAGAGUCAAGAUCAAAUGCAAGUAUCAAAAAGAAAAGGAUGAAAAUAGAAGAUGGGGGAGAUAAGAUGUUGGAAGAUGUGGAUGAUGUGACUGUUGUGCAGGAAAAAAAAGGAAACUGUGAUGAAAUUAAUAUAGACAAGGCGAGGCGGCAGGCUCUGCAAGAAGAGAUUGAUAGAGAAUCUGGAAAAACUAACAUUUUCAGUCCCAAAGAGAACAUGGAUACAAAGAUUGGCCAGUGGAGUACAGCUGCUUUUCAAAGUUCUGAGCGAGGAAUGAAAUUUCUUCGACUGAUGGGUGGUUUCAAAAAGGGCUCUGCACCUAUGGAAGAUCUCUCAGUGACUACAAGCAAAUCGAACAUGGCUCUGAACAGAGAAGGGGAGGAGAAGUUACAGCAGGCUCUGAAGAUGGAAUUCGAUAAAGCAAUGGACUUGAAGCAACACAGAAGAAUUGGUCUUGGAUUUCAACCUGCUGCCAACAAGAAAGUGUACAUAGACAAAUACGCAUCUAGAUCUGUAAAAUUUGAAGAUUAAAACUGAAGUAAUAGAAUGAAAACAGGGAAAUUUAUUUUUGCUUUCCACUUAUUUUUACAUGAAAUAAAAUAUGAAUUGUUCAAUAAAUCGUACUUAUGAGGCAUUUUUAGUACAAGUUAUCAGCUUCUAGUUUACAUGCGGUUGUGUCCUCACUUGGACACAAAUGGAGCUACGAACAGUAGGUUCUCAAACCUUUCCAGCAUUUUCCACAGUCAAGAGAAAGUUUCCCUUA